GUGGUUUGGACUGAAAUUUAUAUAUAAUAAUACGAAUAAAAAAUGCGAAUGCUACUAGUGAUUUUUCCUUUGUUGUUUUGCCUGUCGAUUUGCCAUGGAUAUCGUUUUCUCGGAAUGUUUCCUUUUCAUGGUAAAAGUCAUUUUGUUAUGAUCGAGCAGCUGAUGAAGGGCCUAGCCAAGAAGGGUCAUCAAGUCGACAUAGUCAGCAAAUUUCCUCUGAAGAAACCUUAUCCAAAUUACACCGAUAUCGUGAUACUGCCAACAGAUGUGCAUUUGGUGAACAACGUGACGUUUGAAAUAAUGCAUCAAAUGCUUAGCUCAAAUCCAAUAAACGUCGUUUCGACAUGGGCAGGAAACGAACUUUGUGAAUUAUUAGGAAAUCCAGAAAUUAAAGAACUAGCCAAACCAAAGGAUCCACCUUACGAUGCUGUAUUUAUAGAGGUUUUUGGUGCUCAAUGUUACAGUGUCUUUGCUUACACAUUAAAAGUUCCUUUGAUUGGGAUCAGCACUACGUCGUUGUACCCGUGGCUAUAUGAUAUGAUCGCUCAACCUGAGAAUCUGGCCUUCGUGCCAAACAACGUUAGAAGUUUCAUCGAACCCAUGAAUUUCUGGCAACGUUUGUGUAACGUCGUGCACACAUUCUUCGACAAGUGGCAUUUUAAUUAUCUUACGACACGGGAGCAAGACAGAAUAAUAAGGGAGCACUUCGGGCCGGACAUACCGAGCGUACGGGAAUUGGAAAAGAAGAUUUCGCUCGUUCUCAUCAACUCUCACAUCGCGCUAAAUGGGAUACAACCGAGGACAGCUGCCGCGAUAGACGUAGGGGGAAUCCACGUCCAGGACGGAAACGAAACAUUGCAGCCUGAAUUAGAGAAAUGGAUGAAUGAUAGUAAAGAUGGUUUCAUUUAUUUCACUUUUGGCUCGAUGGUAAUGAUUGAGACUUUUCCACGCGAGUUCUUGAGAAUACUUUACGCCUCCUUAAGUAAAUUAGCACCAAUGCGUGUUAUAAUGAAGAUACCGAAGCCGGAGAAAUUGCCAGCCGGUUUGCCCGAAAAUAUUUAUACUUCCCCUUGGAUGCCACAAAUUAAAAUAUUGAAACAUCCUAACAUAAAAGCCUUUAUCACUCAUGGCGGACUCAUGGGCACGUUGGAAGCGAUAGUAUGCGGUGUCCCCAUGAUCGGUAUACCACUUUUCGCCGAUCAGUUUACAAACAUCGACAGGUAUGUCGCUAGAAACGUUGCCCUGCGAUUGAACAUAGAUACGAUCACCGAAAAAAGCUUUGACGCAACCUUAAAUGCAAUCUUACGAGACCCUCUGUACAGAUAAGUUGCGGAUAACUUUAUCCAGGAGAUAUCUCCAUU
Acromyrmex echinatior (Panamanian leafcutter ant) is the source of this 1361-nucleotide messenger RNA. RefSeq names its product UDP-glucosyltransferase 2. Lineage: Eukaryota; Metazoa; Arthropoda; Insecta; Hymenoptera; Formicidae. Gene Ontology annotation, molecular function: UDP-glycosyltransferase activity. The record is from RefSeq and is a predicted model, not a curated record.